Microstroma glucosiphilum is the source of this 1660-nucleotide messenger RNA. RefSeq lists its product as hypothetical. NCBI's taxonomy places the organism in Eukaryota, Fungi, Basidiomycota, Exobasidiomycetes, Microstromatales, Microstromataceae. Gene Ontology annotation, molecular function: nucleic acid binding. The record is from RefSeq and is a predicted model, not a curated record. Bases 80 to 1582 code for a protein of 500 amino acids. Gene Ontology annotation, biological process: mRNA splicing, via spliceosome. Gene Ontology annotation, cellular component: spliceosomal complex. The transcript has a single exon.
AAAUGUCCGGAUUUCCAGUCCUUCCUCGCCGACCUGCACAAAGAAUAUUCACAGCCGAUUGCUUCCUCAACGCCCAACGAUGAGUCGUCCCAAGGACUCUCGUUCAGGUCUAGCCAUGUCCUUCUUGGAUUCCGCGGAUGCUGCAGGAGGAUCGCACGCAGGUGGCUCCUCCUCUAGGAACGGCAGCCAUCGCUCCUCCGACGCCUCCCGCAACCCUCACGCCUCAUCCUCUUCCUCCCUCUCUCGUCCACCUCGAGCGUUUGGCAACGCGUUCGGCGACGACGAAGACGACGAGCAUGCGGAACAUCACAACGACCGCUCAAGUCGGAGGAACGGCCAUGGCGGUCGAAGGGAAGAGCUCACGGGCUACUCGCGCUCAGGAGCCGAAAAAGCCAGACGAUCACCUUCUCCCCAAGGCCCCCGCGUGAUCCCGCUGGUGGGUGGCUCAGAUUGGCGAGGUGACCGCAAGAGGCGUCUUGGAUUGGAGAACCUACAAGACUUUGGCUCACUCACAUCUAUGCGAGCUGGAGGUGCACAGGAGGGCAAGGCGGUGCCCCCGCCGAGGGACAGUGAGCUCCAUCGCUCUGCCGGGGCCGGGGAGGGUGUGGAGAAGAUCGGCGAUGAGAAGCAGAAGGUCGGUCUGCAAGUGCGGGGCAAGUCACGCAGGGAGGAGGAAGAGGAGGAAGAGAUGAGGAGGCUCCAAGAGAGCGCUACUGCUGAAGACAAGACGCCUCCUCUGGACAAGGCCGCUCCUUCCCCUCCUCCUUCGGCCAAGAUGACUGAAGACGAGCAGGCCCGUCGUGCUCUUCUCUCUGGGCAAGGCUCUACUCUACCAUCUCUCAACGCCGACCGUACCAUUGCUCUCCGCGAGUCAUCCUCUGCUCCCAUUUCAGAAGAGCAGGCUUUCAAGUACGACGCCGAUUCUCGCCCUGAUGCACCCAGUCUGGACGAUUAUGCCGCCACUCCCGUCGAGGAAUUUGGUAAAGCCUUGCUAAGGGGAAUGGGCUGGCGCGAAGGGAUGGGAGCGGGUAAAGGAGGCGUGGGACCUAAUGCUCCACCCGAGGUCAAGAAGAGGAGCGCACUUCUGGGAUUGGGAGCAAAGGAGAGACCUGCUGCUACUGCUGCUGCUGCAAGUAGCGCGACAGGAGGAGCAGGAGUGAAGAGGGACUUUAAAGUCAAGCGACCAGAUACGAGAGAGUACAAGCCUCUUGUUCGAAGAGAAGCAGUGCCAGUGCAGGAGGAAGGGAGAGAACACAGCAGGUCUGCCGUGAGCAGUAGUAGGAGAGAAGGGGAGAACCGAGGUAGCAAGAGGUCUCACAGUCCCGGGGAGCGAUCGCGGAGACGGGAGGGGGACGAUUAUGAUGUGGAUCGCAGGAGAGACACGGGGAGGGAGUAUCGGCACGAGGAUAGGGACAGGCUCAGGGAUAAACACCGGGACAGAGACAGGGACGGAGAUAGCUCGAGAAGGGAACACUACGACUCCCGGCGCCAUCGCGAUCGUGACCGAGACCGGAGGGAGGAUCGGGGUAGCCGAGAUGAGGAACGGAGGAGGGAACGGUAUCGCGAACGCAGUCCCAGAUGAUUUACUUUCGAAGGUUGUACAGCUUCAAUCGCAUGAAUGCUUAUAUACCACCCUCGAACUACGGUACUGUACAUGUUC